Molecule: messenger RNA, 851 nt
Organism: Suillus plorans
Lineage: Eukaryota; Fungi; Basidiomycota; Agaricomycetes; Boletales; Suillaceae
Exons: 3
Coding region: 84-851 (255 amino acids)
Source: RefSeq, a predicted model, not a curated record
GCCAAAUCAAAAGCAAAGUACAUAUUUUCUCAAUGAAUGAAAAUAGAAAGUGUUCACAGUGAUCAUUCUAUCCGCAGCUUACCAUGUCAGUCAGCAAGAGAUUGAGUAUCAUGGAUGCCCUCAAAUCACUUAUACAUAGUGGCAUAGAGGUUGACUCCUUGCAUUGGACUAGAUUUGCAUUUUUGUGCUGCUGUCUUCACAUCUUCCUUAUCGGUGUUUGUGAUCAUGAAAAGCUCACCCUCAAGGAAGCCUUCUCCCCUUACCUCAUCCCCUCGCUCAAUCAAGAUCUCAGAGAGCAUAUUGAGAAAGCGCUCAAUGUUGAUAUGGUUCAGUUAGCAGAUGAAUUUUCGGAGUAUCACCCAGGCCAGGGAUCUGUGGAUCAAGAAGAACGCUCCAGUGCCUACAAAAGCCUCAAUGAUCCCACCAGCCAUAAUGUGAGCUCCACUGCAGCCGCAGUCACCAACAAUCUGGUUGAUGAAGAGAACCGCCAGGCUGAUCCAACUGCAAUUGAAGAUCCCUUUACAGAUGUGGAUGCAAAUGGAAUCCCUGACAAGUCUUUUGAUACUCCUGAUUGUGUGACAUCUGGCUUUGGACUCAAUGGCAGCUUCAAACCAUGCAAUAAGCUGAAAUUUUGGAACUAUGUUGAUGCGAUGCUAGAGCAGCUUCACAAAAGUGCACAUAAGCAAUCAGGAGGUCAGGCUGCUGGGUACAAAGAUGCAUACCACAAGGCAAUGGUCAAGUUUCUCCAGCUUGAUCUGCAGGAGUUCCCUGGUUGCCACAAAGUUUUAUCUCUUACAAAAGGUUCACAGCCUGCAUGGCAGGAAACAAUUCAGAAGAAGUUGUUAUGGUAA